AUGGCUUGUCCUCGCAUACUCUCCCUGCUCGUCGCGGCGAUCGCGGCGGCUCUGUUGCUGCUAGCGGUGCCAGCAGAGAGCAAGAAGGCGGCGCCGGUGAAAAGGGCAGUGCAGAAAGGAGUACCUCAGUGGGAACUCCUCGCGGCGCUCAAGGACCUUGAUAAGAAAUACGCCUUCUUCUCCGUUUUCGCUCAGCGAUUCUACACUGCAGCGAGAUUUAAGCUGAUUACACUUGACGGCCCUGCGACCAUCCUCAUCCCCUCCAAUAUUGGCAACCAAUUUAUGAAGAAAAAGUGGGAGUCUUACACUCCGCAGCAGCGCCUACGCAUCUUGAAGAAUCUGAUUAUGAAGGGGAAAUUCAGCAAAAACCGGCUUCUGUCAACUGUUCCGUUAUGGCAGUUUCGCACCAUGAACAUGGACUUAGCGCUGAUUAAAAUGAAUAAGAUCAGCCAGCGAGAGUGUUACUUCAGGGCCCAAGGAGGGAAGUCGUUUGGGCCUCUGAACAUGGCCAAUAUGAGCCUGACGAAAAACAUUCAGAUUCACGGCGUUUCUACCGUUCCCAUUCCUCCAAAUGCAUGA
Closterium sp. Yama58-4 is the source of this 579-nucleotide messenger RNA. The record is from the annotation of a GenBank genome assembly. NCBI's taxonomy places the organism in Eukaryota, Viridiplantae, Streptophyta, Zygnematophyceae, Desmidiales, Closteriaceae.